AAUUAGAUAAACAGAUUUAGUAUGAUUUUACGUCCGUCCGUGAACAGUGACAAUAUCGUAUAGUUGAAACAAAUACAAAUGUCAAGCAGUGAAACUGGAGUGUUUAUUGGAGUGAGUGCUGGCAAAGGUCCAAUUCUUGGAGCUCGCCAUCUUCAAACACUUUUACUUCAUCUAGCGAUGGGAAUUUGCUAUGUUUCAAAAAUUUACAUUGGCAUUGCAUUGGUCGCAAUGACUGAUGCCCAAACAACAAAUCCGAACUUUCCUGAAUUCGAUUGGGAUGAAAAACAAAGAUCAUACAUUCUUAGCAGCUUCUUUUGGGGAAGCUCUAUUUCACAAAUUCCCGGAGGAUAUGUAGCUAAAAGAUUUGGCGUAAAAGCAUCUUUAGUAAUUGGUAUAUUUGCAAGUGGAAUUUUCGGUCUUUCGGUACCGUUUUGUGUGACUUGGGGAGGAUGGAAAAUAUAUUGUGCCAUUCGAGUUUGUCAAGGCUUGUGCCAGGGUAUACUCUUUCCUUGUAUCUAUCAGCAUGUAGCUUUGUGGUCACCUGUGGAAGAACGAAAUCGACUUGGUGCGCUCAGUCUUAUGGGCAUUCAAACCGGCACGAUCGUUGCAAUGUACGUUACUGGCAUGAUUGCUGCAUCAGAUUUAGGAUGGCCUGGUAUUUCGUAUGUUUUCAGUGGAACGGAAAUAGUUUUCAGUUUACUUUUGCUAAUUUUUGCUGAAAAUACUCCAGCUAAUGCAAAAGUUAUAACAGAUGCCGAAAGAAAAUAUAUUCUUAAUUCCCAAGAAAGUGUGAACAAUGCACAGGAAAGGAAAAAGAAUGUAAAAGUACCAUGGAAGGCAAUAUUGACGUCUGGACCGUUUAUAUCACUUUUAGUAGUACGAACAUGUGACAGUUGGGGCUAUUCAACGAUGAUGGCUCAAAUUCCAGCGUUUCUUCAUGGAGCUUUGAAAAUGGAAAUCACAAAGAAUGCCUUAUACUCAGCCUUGCCCUAUGUGGCGACUUUUGUGUUAUCAUUUGUUUUCAUGAUAUUAGCGGACGUAAUAUUGAACCACAAAUGGAUAUCAUUGCUGGUACUACGAAAAGUUUUUAACACAAUUGCUAUGUGGAUUCCAGCAGCAUUCUUGAUAGGUAUUGGAUUUCUUAGUGAAAGUCAAACAGUUUUGGCUGUAGCCUUUUUAACUAUGAGUGUGGGUUUGAAUAGUGGUGCAACUAUUGGUAGCAAUAUGAAUGGAAUCGAUUUGGCUCCAAAUCAUAUAGGAAUUUUGAUGGGGCUUGUUAAUUCCAUGUCAAGUGUUAUUCGAAUUGUGAGUCCAAUUGUUGUGGGAAUAAUUGUUAGUGAUGAUACUAACCGAUCACAAUGGCAGAUUGUGUUUCUGUUAACAGCCGGAUUUUAUAUUUUGGGGAACUUGCAGUUUUUGCUUUUUGCACAAGCUACAGUACAACCAUGGGAUAGUGAAGAUUUUAUGACUAAGCGUGGUAGCCAAAGAAGAGUUAAAAUGACAAGAGCAGCAUAGUUAGUUAGCUUUUUUGGAUCAAGUUAUAUUCUCUACAGAAGCUAAAGGUACAAUAUUGUGUAAAUAAGAUGCUUUGUAAGUGCUUUUCCGCAACGGUUUUUAAAUGAUAGCAUAAGCGUUAGAUUAAAUUUACUCUAAGCAAUUUUGUAAAUGUUAUAAUUUAUUACACUAAUAAUAAAAGUAUAUUGUCAUUUUAAAUUUA
This is a messenger RNA of Episyrphus balteatus (marmalade hoverfly), 1717 nucleotides long. Its product is annotated as putative inorganic phosphate cotransporter. The coding region runs from base 79 to 1515 and encodes 478 amino acids. Gene Ontology annotation, cellular component: plasma membrane. Gene Ontology annotation, molecular function: transmembrane transporter activity. The record is from RefSeq and is a predicted model, not a curated record. The transcript is spliced from 4 exons. NCBI's taxonomy places the organism in Eukaryota, Metazoa, Arthropoda, Insecta, Diptera, Syrphidae. Gene Ontology annotation, biological process: transmembrane transport; monoatomic anion transport.